This is a messenger RNA of Larimichthys crocea (large yellow croaker), 2435 nucleotides long. RefSeq lists its product as uncharacterized. Gene Ontology annotation, molecular function: lipid binding. The transcript is spliced from 4 exons. Gene Ontology annotation, biological process: lipoprotein metabolic process; lipid transport. Gene Ontology annotation, cellular component: extracellular region; membrane. Lineage: Eukaryota; Metazoa; Chordata; Actinopteri; Sciaenidae. The record is from RefSeq and is a predicted model, not a curated record. The coding region runs from base 460 to 2229 and encodes 589 amino acids.
ACUCGGUGACAGCAGCCAGCUGCUUCCAGAUUCAGAGCUGAGAAAAUGUGAAAAUAAGAGGAAAGAAAUCGCAGUGACAGCCUCCAUAUGAGCACACAGCUCUUCUUUUGUUUCUGUGUGACGUGACGCCAUUAGAAAACUUUAUGUAAUAUCAUGAUUUAAUGUUUUAUUAUUAAUUAAUUAGCGUUUGGACGCAGACACGCAGUGGUGGGACUUUAAACACUGACUGAACUGCCUGAUAAAUAAAAACCGAGUGCGGAACAAUGAAUGCUGGGUGUGUUCAGAGUGAUGUGAUGAUGUGGAGGAAGGAAAACGAAAGUGAACACUGCUGAACAACUUUUUGUGCACACACACACUCACACUCAGUGCUCAUCGACUCAUCUCAGCAGAUUCAGGCAACAAGACUUGUGCACGGAACAGGUGACGAGGCUCACCUGAAGAUCUGAAGAGAGGACAGACAUGUCUGCAGCCAGAAAGGAGCUGCAGGAGGCCUUGUGCUGCUACAGCGCAGAUACUCUCAUCUACAUCGACACAGUGAGAGGAUUCUGUGAGAGGAGCUCGAAAUGGAUGCUCGGGAGGGAAUCAGAGUUGGACAUGCUGCUGGACAUCAAGGAGAGGGCUAACCAAAUCAACCUAAACAUAGAGCAUGUUACCAAGUCGGAGAGCAAAGGUGCAGCCUUGUGGGAGUAUGUGAAGAGCAAGUUCACCCAGGUGACUGCAGACAGCCGGCUUGCAGAACUGGAGAAGGAGCUGGCUGCUGUGCUGAAGGACACUCUGAUAGGGUUGGAGAAGCUGGACCGCUUCCUGGAUGCAGUGGAGAAGCUGGCGGUCACCUCGCUCCAUGUGUUCACGGAGGAGAACCAGGUGUUACAUCUGCCCAAAGGAAUCAGCCCUGAACAGGUUCAGGUCGUCAUCGGUGCCGCACGACUGAUCUGCCCUCUCCUCCUCGAGUUUAAAAGAGAUGCGAGUGUCUUCUUCCUUCCCAGACUUCAGAAUGUGGAAGUGCUGUCAUAUCAGCUGGACAAAUACAUUCAGACCACCCAGAAGAUCUGUGACAAGCUGGAGAAAAGCUCCUUCUGUGACUUUGGACUGAAGAUGGCUAUGAACACUGUGGUAGACCUCGAUGUGGAUUUGUCUGAAGAUGACGUACAAAGGAUGCUUUAUCACAUUAAUCAGCUUAAUGACAUCAGGAUGAACCAAAACUUCCGGACGGUGUUCUUGUUCCAGGAGGAAUCUGGUUCUGGCUUCAUCGAUGAGUUCAGUGAACGUCGACCCAGGAUGCUGCAGUUUCUAACCGACCUGGAGGAGAAUGCUGUUCAGCUGGACCGGAUGAAUAAGGGGGCCAAGAUUUCCAGUGUGGCAGGCAGCUCAGUGGGGGCAGUGGGAGGUGUGCUUUCCAUUGUUGGUUUGGCACUGAUUCCUGUAACAGCUGGAGUGUCUCUAGCUCUGACUAUGACCGGGGUAGGGAUGGGAGUUACCAGUGGAGUCAACAGUCUCGUCACCACCGCCACAGAGAUCGGAGUGAACCGUAAACAUCAGAAGGAAGCCAGUGAAACCUUCCAGAGCUUCAUGGAGGAUGUGCAGAUUCUCCAGGAUUGUCUGGAUGAUGUCACCAAAAGGGAAACAGACCACAUCGAUGUGGCUCUGGAAGUAGGCAAGGUGCUGUGUAAAGCUGCUGUUAUUGGAAAUAGUAUUGAUGCACUUGUUGAUGGUGCUUCUGCUUUUAAGAUGUUAAAAACUGAAGAGGUGUUAGCCAGUGCUGGGAAAGUGGUGGCCCAGGAAGGUAAAGCAUUACGUAACGUGCCCAGGGUGGCCGCAGACAUCCCAGAUAUCGGUCAGGCAGCUGCCAAAGGCCCUCUUGCCCUCUCCAAGUCAGCCAGAGGAGGUCUCAUCGCGCUCAAUGCUCUUUUCCUCGGCAUGGAUAUCUUCUUUAUCUGCAAAGACAGCAUCAGUCUGUCCAAAGGCAGCGAGACUGAAGUCUCACAGUUCAUCCGAGCCAGGUCUGCACUCUGGAAAUCAGAGAUGGACUCAUGGCAGAAGAUCUGCGAAUCCCUGCGAGAAGGUCGACCGACAUCGGAGAAAAACAUCAUUAUUCUGGAGACACCGUUUUAUCCGGAGACGGAGAUGAAGAAAGAAAAAGAAACAGAGAUGGAAAAAGAAACAGAGAUGGAGCUUCCAUCUGAUGAAGUGGAUGACAAACUGAAAAAAGAGCUUUGUGUAAUACAGUAGUGCUCAGCUAACAGAGAUCACUGUGUGCCUUUAUGCCAACUACGACAUUAUUUACUGUGUUUGAACCAUGUAUGAAAAUUCAACUCUGCUUAUAGCUCAGUGUUCAGCCUCGAGAAUCAUUAAUUAUCAGUAAACCACCUUUGCUAAGCCUGUUUCAAAACAUAUCAUGCCCCAAAAUGUAAUAAAUGUGUGCAAUGUAAAUAUGA